Molecule: messenger RNA, 1788 nt
Organism: Acanthamoeba castellanii str. Neff
Lineage: Eukaryota; Discosea; Longamoebia; Acanthamoebidae
Exons: 6
Coding region: 1-1788 (595 amino acids)
Source: RefSeq, a predicted model, not a curated record
AUGGCACGCCUCGGCACGGUCGCUGUGGCGGUCGCGAUCUUGAUGAUGGUCGUUGGCGGAGCGUGGGGCGACGUCUACAUGCACUGCCCGCGUGGGUGCAACAACCGCCUCAACGAGGAGAGCAACAACGGUAAGGGCGGCUAUGCCUGGGGUCCGAAGAUGUACUACUACUCCGGUUCGCAGUUGAUGGUGGAGUGGACCAACCAGCACGGCUGCGGUCCCGACAGCAAGCAGCGCAACGUCCACUGCGAGCUCAUCCUCCAGUACACCUGCGGCGAGCAGGUCCGCGACGGCCUCACCACCGAGUCGAUCCCGGAUGACCCCAACACGUACAACGAGAAGGCGGCGGACACGUUGAACAACAACGGCAAGCAGGCCUACAAGUACGGCAUGCACGAGUCCUACGCCUACUACCAGGACUGCAAGCUGCGCGAGCGCAACAAGGGCCUGUUCCUGGCCGACCAGAAGCCCGGCCCGUCGGCCCGCAACACGCGCCAGAACCCGGGCGGCGGCCGCAGCGGCUUCGAGUGCCCCGAGGAGCGCGACUACUACCCCUACUGGCACCCGACGCCGUGGAAGGACAUCGCCGUGCUCACCUCGGACGUGUCGCGGUGCGACUACUACAAGGAGAACACGGAGAAUGCCAAGGGCCGCGGCUACUGCUCGAACCCGAAGCUCAACAACGAGGCCCAGUGCAAGGCCAACAAGGGCACCUGGCUCACCGCGCCCGCGCACGGCGGCGGCCUGGACUGCCUCGAGGCCCCGCUGUCGCGCGACAACCACCUGGGCAACACCCCCACCGGCUGGGCCUCGUCCUACAACUGGACCAUCCCCGACGACCCCAACGAGAACUGCGUUCUGCGCCUGCGCUACAACAUCUCCGUGGGCGACUACGACGCGUGGAACACCUACAGCGACCAGAACCUCGACAAGACGAAGGGCAUCAAGAGCCCCAUCAGGAACAACCCCACCGUGCAAUUCGAGAGGGAGGACACGCCGGUGAUCAAGGCCCGGAACCUCACGCUGGCGCUCAACACGGCCCAGACCGGCAGGACGUUCCAGGACCGGAGCUACACCUUCUCCAUCCGCAGCCGCCCCUCCAACAUCGGACCCAUGGACAAGAUCUUCAACUUGAACGUUCGGGGCAAGCGCGGUAACAUCGUGCAGGUCUUCCCGUGCGUGGAGUACGACUUUGUGCCGACCACGCUCAACGUGCGGCCCAACGACCACAUCCACAUCCAGUGGACCGGCAGCAUCUACAACCCGAAGAACAACGACGGCGAGGGCACCUACGGCACGGACAUGUCCAACCUGGUCCAGGUGGAGAACCUGGACGACAACGUGCCCCUCACCUACUCUGACUCGCGCCACUUCUUCGGCGAGGAGGCGCGCAUGUCGCUGGCUCACCUGAACCAGAAGGAGUGCGACACGCUGGCGCAGCUCAUCGCCCGGCUCGGCACCGACCAGAACACCAUCAACCGCGACCCGCGCAAUUGCGCCAAGCUCAACGCCGCCAGCACCUACCAGGACCAGGGCCUCCACAAGGUCGGCGCCUCCCAGACCGGUGCUUACAUGUUCAUCAGCACGAGGAACAACAACUUCAGUAACAGAAGCCAGAAGAUGACGAUCAUCUCGAUCCCCUUCCUGCCCGUCUGGGCCAUCGUCCUGGUGGUCCUCGCCGGCACGGCCUGUCUCGCCUCGAUCGGUCUCUCGUGGUUCGCCCUCUGGGUCCGGUACCACCCCGACUCGCGCGCCGCCAACGUGUGGAACCGGAUGUCUGUCAACUAG